AUGAAUGCCUCCGAAAUUGACGUCGAACGCCACGGCGGACAGCAGGCCCCGACCGAACCCGUACCAAAACCUCAACUCGGGGACCAAUUCGAGCUGGACGAAGCUGUGACUGACGAAUUCUACUCCGGAUUUAAGUCUACAGUUGUAUCGGCGAGACACUACAGCAUGUCUCUCUGGGGUCAAACGGCCAAGAUCACGGCUACAGGCCCCAACGGCGAGCAAGAGAAUCUUCAGAGCGUCGCCGGGAGCGUGACCCCCGAAGCCCAAACCAUGAUCCGCGGCGAGUUCGAAUCCCUACCAGCCAUUCACCAAGUCUCGCCAGGCUUCGUGCCCUACCCCAUAGCCCUCGGCGACUACCACGCCAACCCAGAUACCUGGUUCCUCUUAACCAAGUUCUGCGUCAUCGGCGCCCAGCCUCCCUCGAGCCCGGAAAAGUUUGUCGCCCGCCUCGCCGCCCUGCACCGGGACUCACGCUCACCAAACGGCAUGUUUGGCUUCCAUGUCACCACGUGCCACGGAACGAUCCCGCAGGCUCCGGCAAUUGGUAGUAGACAGCGGGUGCCUCGGCUGCUGAGCGCGCUGCCGAAGGACCUCAAGCCGUGCUUGGUGCAUGGGGACUUGUGGGACGAGAAUACCGCCCAGGACGGAGAGACGGGCGAGCCGUUUGUGUUUGAUACCGGGUCAUUCUACGCGCACAACGAAUACGAGAUUGGGAACUGGCGGGCGGCGAGACACUGGUUGAGUUGCGCUGAGUAUGUCGAGGCAUAUAAGCGGCAUUAUCCGCCGACGGAGCCGGAGAUCGACCGUGAAGUGAUCGACUACCUAGUCAACACCUGGGAAUGGCCAUCCGAACGACAUAAGAGAGGCUUCGUUAGCUGGAAGCUCAGCGACGUAGUCCUCUUCAUGCUCUCCACCGGUGACACAUAUCGCGUAAAGCUAGCAUGCGAGCUCCUUCUCCUCGGCUUCCUAAUGGACGACUGGUUCGACCACCACACCCUCUCCCAAACCACAGCCGUCGUCUCCCGCCUCGACGCUCUCCUUGCCUCUCCAACAACCUUCACCCCCUCAUCCACAAUCGAACGCAUGCACCUCUCCCUCUUCACCCGCAUCCUCGCCGUCGCCAACACUCCCAACGAACCCGCCAUCCUCUCCACCUACAUGUCCAUGCUUGCCUGCCACUGCGACGCCGCCCGCGACACCACCACUUCCUUGCGCACCUACCUCGCCUUCCGCGAAGCCGACGUCGGCAUGCCCAUUUGUGUCGAACUCCUCUACUGGACUGACCCCUCUCUCACAUCCACACCCGCCUCUGAACGCGCCGCCCUGCGGUGUCUCGACCGCGUCGCCAGCGACCAUGUGAGUAUCCUCAACGACGUGUUCUCGUUUGAGAGGGAAUGGGCUGCCUCUGCCGACGACGGCGCGCCGCUGGUGAAUGGCGUUUGUAUACUCGCCCACGAGGUCGGAGUGGAGGUGGGCGCGGCAAAAGUUUUGUGUCUUGCGCUAGUGAGGGCGUGGGAGGUCGAGUUCAGACGGCGUGCGAAGGAGGUGCUUGCCUCAGCGAAGGCCGAGGGAAUGGAUUUGGCGAGGAUGGAGAGGGCCGUCAUGGGGGUUGAGAGACGGAUGUCGGGGGCGGAGGCGUUUUCGUGGCGAACGAGGAGAUAUUGGUAA
Lasiosphaeria miniovina is the source of this 1668-nucleotide messenger RNA. Its product is annotated as isoprenoid synthase domain-containing protein. The record is from RefSeq and is a predicted model, not a curated record. Bases 1 to 1668 code for a protein of 555 amino acids. The transcript is spliced from 6 exons. NCBI's taxonomy places the organism in Eukaryota, Fungi, Ascomycota, Sordariomycetes, Sordariales, Lasiosphaeriaceae.